Messenger RNA from Linum tenue, 465 nucleotides. The record is from the annotation of a GenBank genome assembly. Lineage: Eukaryota; Viridiplantae; Streptophyta; Magnoliopsida; Malpighiales; Linaceae.
UUGUUAAAGCGCGUGGCAUCCUUCCGAAAUGUCAGAAGCCAGGAGAUCUCCAAACUCGUCGCUGCCAUCAGCGAAUUCAUGCACGGUAACAACGAGGAAGAGGCGGUGAACAUGAGGAGGUUGCUGGUCCCGCUGGCGAGUCGCGUGACUUCGAGGUCCGCUUUCGGGGAGCUGGAGAACGAGAUCGGAGAAGGGUUCUUGGCCGUGGUUGACGAAAUCGUGAAGGCACAUAACGGGUUCGGACUGUCGGAUUUAUUUCCUUCUUUGAAGUUCAUCCCUGUGGUUACCGGGUUUCUACGAAAGCAGAGUCGCUGCAUGAAACGACGACAUCUGGGCGAUGAAAUGGAGGAUAUUGUCGACAUUUUGCUCAACCUCCAAGAGACGGGGGACCUCCCGCUCACCUUGACAACUGACGCCAUCAAAGCCGUCGUUCUUGUCAGUAUUCAUCAAUUAUUUCAUUCAUAG